AUGUACGAUCAGAAUAACGACGAAGUAGGCAGGCAGAUCUUCCCGCAAAACCAGGAAGAGCAGAGCCCGUUACAACCCGAACCUCAGACUCAACAACAACCGAAUACCGAUGCUGUUCUUGGCGCGGACGUCGCUUCAGGAGACGAGAACGGAUCCGGAGGCGACCAACGAGACAGGCAGGCGGAAAACGAGCAGCAGCAGCAGCAGCAGCAGCAGCAGCAGCUCGAAGCUAAUAGCGAUAAUGAGGAGGAGGAUGACGGGGAUGAGACGGGCGACGACUUUGAGCUGCAUGACGGGCAGAACGAAGCGGGCGGCGGGAGCGGCGGCGGCGGGUGGGGGGUAUUGAUGGAGGGCUCACUGCGCGUGCUGCUAGUAGAAGACGAUGACUCCACGCGCCACGUCCCUCUCUAUCUCAAAAACUCCCGACACCCCCCCUCCCCCUUCCAACCCCUCCUUCUCUCCCCCCUCCUUCUCUUCCCCUCUUCCCCGAACCCCCCUUCUCCCCCUCCUACUUCCUUCCUCCCGCCUUCUCCCCUCCAACCUCGACCGCUUCUCCCCGAUACAGUCACACCCGCGUCGAGCGGGCAGCACGCAUGGGAGCUUCUAUCGAGCGGCAGCGGCGGGCGGUUCGACCUGGUGCUGACGGACGUGGUGAUGCCGGGGCUGUCGGGCAUUGCGCUGCUCGCGCGCAUCAUGGGCAAAGAGGAGCUGCGCGGCAUCCCCGUUAUAAGUACUGGCAUGGAGAUCACGGCACUCAAGCGCUCUUCGUCCUUGUCCCGCUCCCUCCCAACCCCCAGUGAUGUCGUCGCACAACAGCAUGGAGAUGGUGUUGAAGUGACCGAUAGUCGUUCCCUGCUGACCGUUCCCCCCCCUCCGCCCUCCAACCCCACUUCACCCUUCUCCCCCGUCGCAGUGAUGUCGUCGCACGACAGCAUGGAGAUGGUGUUGAAGUGUUUUCAGAGGGGUGCAGCGGACUUCCUCGUGAAGCCAGUGCGCAAGAACGAGCUCAAGAACCUCUGGCAGCACGUCUGGCGCCGAUGCCACUCCUCCGAUUUCGAGAUGCUGCUUUUUCCGUUUCGCUCCCUUGUACCUGCACACUUGUCCACAUGCUCUCCCUGCAUGCCGCUCCCCUUCCUCAUCCGCGUCUCCUCUCUUCCUUCCUCCUUCCCGCUCUUUCCUUUCCUGCCUCUCUUCCCUCUCCUCCCUCUCCUCUCGCUCUCCGCCCGUUCUGCCGUUUCCCUCGCCCCCGCUUCUCAGUCGAGUGGCAGUGGCAGCGGCAGCGGUAGCGGCACCAACGGCAAGGUGCUCAUGGGACUCGCCAAUCAGCGCGCGCCCAACGCCGCCUACGCCGCCGCCGACGGCGCCGCUGCUGCCGCCGCUGCUGACGGCGACGGCGGCGGUGGGGCCGGGCGCGGUGGGGAAGGGGAAGGGGAGGGGGAGGGGGAAGGAGAUGAUGUGUAUAUGGAGAGGGAUGGCGAUGGGAAUGUGGACGCGAAUGGCGGCAGUGACAACGGCAGCGGCACUCAAGUGGCCACCCAGGUGAGGAAUGGGUUUCUCUUGCCUUGCACGUACCAUGGCAUGCCGGUACCAUCCCCGCGUUCCUCCCUACCCUCCCCGCUCCACCCUUUCAUGUCCCCGUUCCCCCUCUUCCAUCCAACUACUCCUUGUCCAAGUCUCUUUCUCUCCUCACCCGCCCACGCCUCUCAAGCACAUGCCCCCGCCUCUCAAGCACAUGCCCCCGCCUCUCAAGCACAUGCCCCCGCCUCUCAAGCACAUGCCCCCGCCUCUCAAGCACAUGCCCCCGUGGAUAACCAGCACGCGCAAGCCGCCAAGGCGCAGCAAGCGCGGGGGGAGAAGGGGAAGAAAGGGGAGAAGGCGGAGGUGGGCGAGAUGGGGGAGGAAGUGGAGACGAGGCAAGGUGCAGGUGCUGCGAGGGGCAACGGGCGGGAUCCAGGAGGGUUGAGAAAGGGCCGUUCGCCGCAGCAGCAGCAGCAGCAGCAGGGCAGGGGGGGCUGGGGGUGGAAUGGGGGCAGCGGGGGCAGGGCGGAAGGGGUGGUGGCGGCGGAGGCAGUGCGCGCAGCUGAGGCAGUGGUGGAAAGCGCGCAGGCGUCCGGGGAAGGUUCGACCAAGAAAGAGGAGUGUGAGGGGCCGGCGCGAGGGGAAGGGGAUGGGGAAGCGGGGGACGAGGCGGAGCAAGUGGCGGGGGAAGAGGCGGCGGAGGAGGCAGAGGUGGAUGGGAAACAACAGGAGGGGGAGGAGGAGGUGGUGAAAGGGAGAAUGCAUCGUGCUGCAGCUGACUGUGACGCUGCUGCUGCUGCUGGUGCUGCUGCUGGUGCUGCUGCUGGUGACAGUGCUGCUGUUGCUGCCGAAAGGGAAACCGGAAUGGAUGUUGUAGGAGCAAUCACAACGGAUUCGGUGGCAGGAGCACCGGCAGUCGAACCUGAAACUGCUGCUGAUACUGGUGCUGCUGCUGCUGCUCCUGCUGGUGCUGGUGCUGGUGCUGGUGCGGGUGCUGCAGUGGUGGUAACACCUGUGGUAACGCAAAUGGUGACCUCAGUGGUAGGCUGCUUACACAACGGAUCACUCUCCCAGGGGGCUGUUCCUGCUCUUAUCGAGAUGGCUUGUAAGGCGGACAGAGAGGGGAAGAAGGUGAGGUGGAACUUCGGCACAGAGGAGGAAGCUGCCAAGGAAGGUGCAGAGGAAGGUGCUGAACAAGCUUCUUCUCCUGCUAUGAAUAUAGGGGGCGUGAAAGCGGAGAAUCCUCUUGAAAAGAACGUGACUGUAAAGGGCGGAGGCGCUCAGGAGGACUUUGUAAUGCGGGAAGGCGAUGAGGGGAUGACAGUGGGAGGGGGGCAUGGGGACGGGGCUGCGGAGCAGCGGGCGGAAGGAGAGAUCAAGAGAGGCCGAGAUGAGAGGGGAUAUGAGGGGUCGGAAGGAGAAGAAAGAGCAGCAGGAGCAGCAGGAAGAGCAGGGACAGACAAAUCCGAGGGAGCCAAGAGGGCAGCAGAAGGAUCGGAGGGGGGAGGGGAGGAGGACGCUAGGAGAGUGAGGAGGCGAGUGGAAGCUGACGAGGGUGGGAAAGGAGGGCGACGGGAUGCAGAGGUGGCGGCGUGGGACAAUGCAGCAAUGCGAGUGGAAGAGAUGGAGGAGCAGAGGGAGAGGGAGAGGGAGAGGGAAAUGGAAAGGGAGAGUCCGCGGCAGGAGGGCAACUGGAGACAGGAUCAGAGCUACUACCAUCAGCAUCACAACCAGCAUCAACAUCAGAACCAGCAUCACCAGCAACAGCACAUGCACGUUCAGCACCAUGCAUCGCAGCACCAUACAGCAGCAUGGCAGCAAGCGGCGUGGCAGCAGUCGCCCUGGCAGCACUCGGGUCUCUCUGCCUUCACGCGCUACACCACAGCACCCCCUGCUGCUGCAUUCCCUCUUCCCCAUCCUGCUGCUGCUGCUUCCGCUGCCGCUGCUGCUGCUGCUGGUUCUUCUGCUGCUGCUGCUCCUCUUGCUGCUGCUCCUACAGCCGCUAUUCCUCUCGCUGCUGCUGCUCCAGGCCCCAGCCGGGGUAGCAGGCAGCAGCAUGGGCAAGACGAGCGAGGGAGGGAGCAUGUGAGGGACCAAGGGAAAGAGCCAGGGAGGCGGCAAGGAAAGGAGCAUAAGAGGGAGGAAGGGAAGGAGAAGGAGCAUGGUGAGGGCAGUGGGGGCGGGGGCAGUGGCGGUGUAGGUAGCGCUCAGGACAGCAGGGAAGCAGCUCCUGCAGGGGUUGAGGGUGGCAGCACCAAUGGUCAUCCCUUGCAGACGCGACAAGAGGGCACAGACGGUACAGCGGCAAAUGUGUGGAGAGCAGGCGAGGAGGCACGGCGCAGGGAGGGUAUGACUGGGUGCAGUAGGGAUGGCAAUGGCACUGGGAGCAUGCACACGCCUGUGGAGGCGGGCCGAGGCAGUGGGGUGAAAAUGGUCAGUCUGAUGGGGCAAGCUGUGGCGUUCCCCCCCUGCGCUGCUGACACAUCUGCCACGCCUGCCACCACGACCGGUGAAGUGGUGGAUGCAGAGGAGGAAGGCAAGGAGGGGGAGAUGGCGGAGGGGGGACGGGGCACGUGUGGAGCAGUAGUAGCAGGAGGAGGAGUUGACACGGCAGCACAACAGUGCCAUGCCAUGGAUGUUUCCAGCUCAGGAGCCGGGAUCUCCCAGCCUCAAGAGACGGCUGCAGCUGAAGCUGCUGCGUAUGCUGCAUGUGCCUGUGGUGGGCCUGGUUGUGGGCUGUCGCAAGGCUCUGGGCAGUGCCAGGCUGCGCUGGGGGGUGCAGGAGGAGGGUGUGCGGCUGGGGCUGCCGUUCCGACUGUGCUGAGUCGGCAGGCGGUGCGAGAGGCAGCGCUGAAUAAAUUCAGGCAGAAGCGCAAAGACCGGUGCUUCGAAAAAAAGUUGAUUGCCGAUGGGGUCAUCUUCCACAAGCAUUGUUUCCGGUGCUUUCAUUGCAAGGGCACUCUUAAGAAAACUGGGUGCUACAACAAGAGCUUUGAGGAUGCCAUCAAGUCGGAGAAGGAGAAAACUGUGGCACCUGGGAGUGUGACAUCUACCACUGGCGUAUCAAGAUACGGAGGAGACAACAAGGGUCGUCAAUCCUUUGGCAGCGAGGUUCGGCGGGACGCAGGAGAAGUGCGUAGUUUGCAGCAAGACAGUCUACCCCCUGGAAAAGGUGAGUGUCGAGAACUCCACGCUGCGUCUACGGCCGUUCUGGCCAAGUCCGCCUUCCUUGGCGCUGGCCAAUCGCGCCUUGCUAAGUCGACCCGUGCUGCUGCGCAGUCAGCAUCCGUGUCGGCCCUUAAAAUAGAGGCCAAGGGCAACUGGCUCCCAGGUUCUACAUCUCCGGCCUGGCUUGAUGGCAGCCUUCCCGGCGACAACGGCUUCGAUCCCCUUGCCCUGGCUGAGGAUCCCGAGAACCUCAAGUGGUACGUCCAGGCCGAGCUCCAGAACGGCCGCUGGGCCAUGCUCGGUGUUGCCGGCAUGAUCAUCCCCGAGGCUCUGACCUCCGCUGGGCUCCUGAACGUGCCAGUGUGGUACGACACUGGUGUCGCUGAGUUCUGGUGCCCCACUCCCACCCUGUUCGCGAUCGAGUUCAUCCUGUUCAACUUCGUGGAGCUUCUGAGGUGGCAAGACAUUAAGAAGCCCGGCAGCGUGAGCACGGACCCCUUCUUCAAGAACAACAAGCUUCCUGCUGGUGAUGUGGGUUACCCCGGCUUCAACCCCCUGGGUAUGGGGACUGACUUCCGCACCAAGGAGAGCGAGCUGGCUAAUGGUGAGUAA
Molecule: messenger RNA, 5298 nt
Organism: Closterium sp. Naga37s-1
Lineage: Eukaryota; Viridiplantae; Streptophyta; Zygnematophyceae; Desmidiales; Closteriaceae
Source: the annotation of a GenBank genome assembly